This is a messenger RNA of Pieris rapae (cabbage white), 2325 nucleotides long. RefSeq lists its product as uncharacterized. Bases 25 to 2325 code for a protein of 766 amino acids. The transcript has a single exon. NCBI's taxonomy places the organism in Eukaryota, Metazoa, Arthropoda, Insecta, Lepidoptera, Pieridae. The record is from RefSeq and is a predicted model, not a curated record.
ACUAUUGAGGCAAAGAAAGUAAAUAUGAAAGAAUCAUCGACAAGGAGGAAAAAUGUCGGUUAUGACAAAACUGAGUUAAGCUCAUUGCAUAUUGAAUAUAAUCAACCCCAAGACUAUGAACAUCACAUCGCUGAAAAUAAAAUUGAUUCACCUCCUCAUAGCAAUGUUAAAUCAAGUUUAAGUAACAAAGAUCAGAUACGUAACGUAAUGGGAAAUUAUUCACAAGCUACAAAAGAUCAAAAUUUAUCCAAGAUAGUAGUAAACGAAUUAAAAAAGGGCAAAGAAAUAAUUGGUGAUAAAAAUGUGAUUCCAAUGUCUAAUAUAACAUUUACUCCAGAAAACGACACUCUAACGGCGAUGGCAUUCAUAGCUGGAAAUUUACUUAAUAAACUUUGGAAUAUGGAUAAAGUUUCAAGCGAAUCUUUUGAAUCUGAUUCAUUGAAACACCAAAAAAUAAAUGAUCUCCUUGAAUUAUUUAAAGAACCACUAAAUGCGAGACAAGAAAUGUUUUUGAAAAAUGCACUAGAAAAGCUGUCUCAUUCUCUCAAUAAAAAUAAAAAUAUGCGUAAUAUUACUAUAUGUGAAACUUUGGAGACUGAGGAUUUAGAAAAUAAGUCAAGUAACACUAUUUUUGAUGUUAACAAUAAGUGCAACAAAAGCAAAACAAGCAAAUCUACAGAAAAUAAUUUCAACAAACCAAAAAACACUGAUUCAAAAACUAUAGAUCAUUCCGAUGUUGCGGAAAAGUUAACAGAUGUUUUAAAUUUAAUAAAUAAGUUCGAUAAUACUCACAGAGAACUGAACAGUUUGAGAGAAAAGGUAGAUUCAGCGUCAAAGCAAUCUUCAGAUGAGAAUUUAUCAGAUAAUAAUAACAAUAAGUUUAAUUUAUUCGGAAAAGUUUUAGAAAAGGUAACGAAACUAUUGUUACCUUACAGGCACUCUAAAAGAAUGAUUAACAAAAUAAAUAAACUUCAUCAAUUGAAAGAUGCACAACAGUUAAAGGGCAAUGUAUUCGGUAGCUUAUCAAUCUCUGCUAAAGAUACAAUUAUUUUAGAUUACCUCAAUCAUAUAAAGAAUAAUCCAAACUGCUUACUGAGGAAAUUAGCUGCUAAUCCAGAAAUUUUCGACGAAGAUCUAAUAGGCAUAAAAGGAAACGUAAUCGAAAGUAUUACUAAGUUGCUUAAUGGUAAAUCUUUAAUUGAUAUACAGAAACUAAUUGUACCUCAAAAGACUACUCUGGGUACAUCUACUACCACACAGCCUACAACUACUAAAGGUUUUCAGCAACUAAGAAAAUCUAAAGAACUAGAACCAGUAAAACUUACUUCAGCUAAAGAAAGGCUUAAAACCCACCUGCAAUCCAUUAUCUAUGAUUUAGUUGAACUACAGAAUGAACGUGGCAAUCAUGGAACAGAAAUAAAUAUUACAGACAUCUUACCAUGCAUAAGUCAUUUAAUUGGUAACAAUAAUAAAAAUAAAGAAUCUUUAGAGAUGUCUCCAACUAAGAAGAAUAAUGGUUUACCCAUAGAUAAUAUUGAAAAGUUAAUAGAUGCAUUACAAGUAGAGUUUAGAUCUACCUCCUUCACAAGAAGAAGUGACGUGGGAGAGCGAUCAACAUCAGCUAGAGUUUGGGAGCGUAUAUUAAAAAACAUAGAUUUUAAUAGAAAUAAAUCACGUAGAUUUCAGUUGGAUAAAUCGAAGUCUUACAGUGAUUUAAAGAAAUCGAUAGAAAACAUCGAAAAACUAAGUGGUACAUAUAAAAACUAUGCGUUGUUAUCUGUUAUACCCGCUUAUAAAAAAAGAAUGUUAUUAAAGACCUUACAAGCAGAUGUAACAAGGCAUAGUAAUGUGUUAGCUGAAAUUCAAAGUUCAUUUAGUAGUUUGAAACAAAUAUCUCCUGAAAAUUUAAAAGACGUUGUAGAAUUUAUAGAUAAUACAGCAACAAAUAUAAAGUUAAGCAACAACGUACUUAGAAAUAUAAAUAAAACAAACUAUAAAAUGCAAAAGCCAUUUCCAAAAUUGUUAGAAUUGAAAUCAGAAAGAACGCCGCUAAUCCAAAAUUACAUUAAACAGCAAAAUAAUAGAAAUAUAAAGUUAACUAGAGAACAGAUAAUGAAUCAACUUAUGCUUAACCGUAUUCAGCUGUACCUAAAAAUGAAAGAAGAAGAUGGCCUCAAAGAGAAUGACCUCAAUUAUAACAUUGGAAAACGGGCUUUGGAAGCAUUACGUAACGGUAAUAGUAGACUUGCUAAGGAGCUCUAUCAAAUCUUAGUAGAAAGCAAAUUGGUCAGAAAUAUACCACAAGCAAGACGAAUGGGUAAGUAA